AUGCACCAAGGGAUUGGAACAAAAGAAUUGACAGCUUCCUCAGCCAUAUUGGAUUGCAAAAGUGCAAGUGUCAGCAUGAUAAUGAAGGAGUUUGAGAUGACUGAUUUGGGUAAGCUAACAUAUUUCUUGGAAAUAGAAUUCCAAAGAAUUAAGGAGGAAAUAAUGAUAGGCUCACUAAGGUACUUAUGUUGCACAAGACCUGAUCUAGCAUAUUAUGGUAGCUUAAUUAGCAGGUUUAUGAAAAAACCAAAUUUGUCACACUUAAUGAUUGCGAAAAGAAUCUUGCAAUAUGUGAAGGGAACUCAAAGAUGGAUAAGUUUAUAUCUUGAUGAAAAAAGUGGAACAUGUGCAAAGAUGUAUGGCUAUUCAAACUCUGAUUGGUGCGGAGACAAAUAUGAUCGCAAAAACACUGCUGGGUAUUUCUUCUUGUUGGGAACAACACCAAUCUCUUGGUGCUCAAAGAAAGAAUCAGUGGCGCUCUAUCAUCUUGUGAGGCUGAGUACAUUGCUACUGCAAUGGGAGCUUGUCAAGCUGGUUGGCUUGAUACCUUGA
Molecule: messenger RNA, 552 nt
Organism: Cicer arietinum (chickpea)
Lineage: Eukaryota; Viridiplantae; Streptophyta; Magnoliopsida; Fabales; Fabaceae
Product: secreted RxLR effector protein 161-like
Source: RefSeq, a predicted model, not a curated record